This is a messenger RNA of Effrenium voratum, 218 nucleotides long. The record is from the annotation of a GenBank genome assembly. Lineage: Eukaryota; Dinophyceae; Suessiales; Symbiodiniaceae.
GCUUUACUUGGGAGCUGACGAGCGUUUGCGCCAAAGAUUCACAGGAGAUCACAGAUGACGACCGGGCGGCGUUGCUUUCUGCGUGUGAGACAAGCUCCUCUACGUGCAUCAUCAUCACCCACGGCACGGAUACGUUGAUCGAGACCGCCAAGUAUUUGGGCUCUCAACACCGAGCUCACCCAGGAUUGCAUUGGGGUCGCCUGACGUGCGCUAUUUGA